GUGGCUUGCAGCCCAGGGGCGGGACCGUGGCGCAUCUUUGUCGCGAUUGGAUGAAGGCCGGGAGCAAGGAGGGGGCCGCGGCGCGCCUAGGACCGCUGCUUUGCAAUUUCUCAUGAUAUACUGCAGUGGCCGCGGCUGUGGAAGCCGGCUGGACUGCAGCGCACGUGCCUGCAUCUGAGGCUCUGGCUUGCCGCGGAGUUCCUUGCCGCGGGUCUAGUCAGUCCUGCCCCCAAGGUUCUCUCCAUCCUCUGUCCCCUAGCUCUCGUCCAGCUCCCGACCUCAGCGUCUGCAAAACGAAAUGGUCACAACCGUGAAUACCUCAGAUGAAAUAGAGCAGAUGUUCCAGCCCUACAACUUCGAGCUGUUCCGGAACAUGAGGCCCUUUUUGGAGGAGUACUGGACAACCUCAUUCGCCAUAGCUCUGAUCUACCUGCUGCUCAUCUUCGUGGGGCAAAACUACAUGAAGGCACGGAAGGGCUUCAAUCUGCAGGGACCUCUCAUCCUUUGGUCCUUUUGCCUUGCAGUCUUCAGUAUCUUCGGGACACUGAGGGUGUGGGGCUACAUGGGGGCCGUGCUACUUAGGGGGAGCCCAAAGCAAACUGUAUGCUUCACCACCUUCAUCGACAGUCCCAUAAUCCAAUUCUGGUCCUUCCUGUUUGUUCUCAGCAAGGUCGUUGAACUUGGAGACACGGCCUUCAUCAUCCUGCGUAAGCGGCCACUCAUCUUUGUGCACUGGUACCACCACAGCACAGUGCUGGUGUACUCGAGCUUCGGAUACAAGAACAAGGUGGCUGCAGGUGGCUGGUUCAUGACCAUGAACUUUGGUGUACAUGCCGUCAUGUACACCUACUACACUCUGAAGGCUGCCAAAGUGAAGUCCCCCAGCUGGUUUCCCAUGCUCGUCACCAGCCUGCAGAUCCUGCAGAUGUUUAUAGGAGCCACUGUCUGUAUCCUGGCUUACAUCUGGAGACAGGAAAAGGGAUGCCACACCACAGAGGAACACCUCUUCUGGUCCUUCAUCUUGUAUGCAACCUAUUUCGUUCUUUUUGCCAAGUUCUUCCACCAAAACUACAUAAUUCCCAGGAUCAAAGCCAAGACCAAGAGCCAGUAAACAGUUGGAGAAAGAGAAGAAG
Messenger RNA from Bubalus bubalis (water buffalo), 1133 nucleotides. It is a transcript of the gene ELOVL3, whose product is annotated as ELOVL fatty acid elongase 3. The record is from RefSeq and is a predicted model, not a curated record. Gene Ontology annotation, biological process: very long-chain fatty acid biosynthetic process; fatty acid elongation, polyunsaturated fatty acid; fatty acid elongation, saturated fatty acid. Gene Ontology annotation, molecular function: fatty acid elongase activity. The transcript has 4 exons. Gene Ontology annotation, cellular component: endoplasmic reticulum membrane; endoplasmic reticulum. Lineage: Eukaryota; Metazoa; Chordata; Mammalia; Artiodactyla; Bovidae. Bases 299 to 1111 code for a protein of 270 amino acids.